CGAUUCACCGGCAAUAAGCGUUCCCACCCCCAUAAAAUCCUGUUGAUGGUAGGACAUGAUGUAAACAACAGCCAUUCAGAUUCCGUGUCAUACCUUGCCCUUGGUAACGAUGCUAUUUUGUUAUCGAAACGCCGUUUCCAUGUUGGAACAACAAACUGUGGAUUUGUUGAAGACUUGCCCACUCAGGACUAAAACCGCCCUUCAGAAAGCGAUUGUUUGGCAUUAGAUAUUCAGCCUUCGGUCGGUAGAGACUUGUUGGUUGUGCGACCGGGACCAAUCUGAAGUAACAAAGUAAGGCGCAGAUUAUUCAUUACAACCGUCAUGGUUAGCAAGCAAGAUGAGGAGGAGUUUGAGGCCUCCAUGAGCAAGGUGGACGAAGUGAUGAAAAUCCUCAAUUUGAUGACCAGUGGCGAUAAGGGCAAGCAGCAAAUGGGAAUUGCAUUUGCUGAUCAGUAUCUUGGAGAGGACAAGAAGGACCUGGAGAAGAUAGACGUCAACAAUUUCAUCGUUCGGGUGAACCAGGAGCGAACCGUUAUCAACAGAAACAGCGAGGAAUCACUGGAUAAGCCGAUGGCCGCCGACAAGUUUGCGUUCAUGGCAGAAGUGGAGCGUGAUGCCGCUAGACGGGCCUCCGAACGCAAGGAACGAGAACAGACGGCACAGGGUUUGCGACGGGCAGGAAAUCGGGCAUUCCGGCGAGGAGAGUACGAAAAAGCAAUCAGCAUGUACACGAAAGCCAUCGAUCAGAUCCGAGAUAGCCCAAUAUUGUACAACAAUCGGGCUUUGGCGUACAUCAAGAUACAGAUGUGCAAGCGAGCGAUAAUUGAUUGCGACUUUGUAAUUAGCAAGUUGGAUGAGAAGAAUUUGCGCUCUUGGAUCUAUCGGGCACAAGGUUACUACUUGUUGGGGGAAAUGAGAGCAUAUGAGAAGAGCAUCUCCGAGGCGAAGAAGAACAAUCCGAAAGAGCUGGACUAUAUUGACCGGAUUGUGCUGGAAAUUGAGGGAAGCGCUGGGAAGGAUGCGACGACAACCGAAGAAUCAGGAGCGACUGGAGGCGGGGAUGGUAAGGACCGGACGAAUCCAAUGGACGAUGUACAAUCAAAUUCUUCUAAUGAUAUUUAGAGCAUUGUAAUCAUUUAAAACUCAUGUUAAUAAAGCUUAUUUUCCUUGGGUUGAAUACAA
Aedes aegypti (yellow fever mosquito) is the source of this 1182-nucleotide messenger RNA. Its product is annotated as tetratricopeptide repeat protein 12. Bases 322 to 1122 code for a protein of 266 amino acids. The transcript is spliced from 2 exons. The record is from RefSeq and is a predicted model, not a curated record. Gene Ontology annotation, molecular function: protein binding. NCBI's taxonomy places the organism in Eukaryota, Metazoa, Arthropoda, Insecta, Diptera, Culicidae.